CUGUUUGGCUGAGAGUAGGACACAGAGCUUGAUGAUAACUGAACCAAAACCUCAAUUUAUAAUAAUAGCCGAUCAACUGGUUAUAGCCGUACUGCACGAUAACUUCAGACGUCCGAGAUGGAGUAACAAAGUAGUUAGAUCUUUGCCUGAAGACGAAGAUUUUGACUUGGUGAAAAAUAUGUGCUGCCUUCACCAGGACGACACUUUUGGAUUAAAACGUUGAAAUAUCUGCAACGAGUGGACAAUAGAUAAUGUUGACGGAUGAUAUUCAGUGAACCAGAAAAAAGACGACUUACUCUUAGCUAAUUUUAAUUUCAUACACGAUUGAGAUUUGUGCUGGAACCAUGUUUAUUACAGUGAAAUUUGGUGAACGGAAAGAGAUCAUCUUCAAUCCAAAUUGCCGCAGUAUCGCCCUCUUACGGCAGAUACGACAGAAAUGUAACUACACCAAUGAAGUGAUCGGUAUCGAUCUGUCCGACGAGGAGGGAAACGUAAAGAUGCUGUCAGAUAUGCCCAUGAGGCAGGCCAGCGAGGUGCUCAAGGAGCGGGAGACAUUAGUCUUGGUCAGUGUGGAAAAACUAGAAGACGGUGAUUACAAAUAUACACCGCUACUGAACGACGAGGAGGCGAUAACACAGGAGUUUCUAGCACGCCUGUCCUCGCGAAAUAGGCGGCGCUCUGAACGGCCUCGCAGCAGCCGGCGCUCGAAAGACGAUAAAUUGGGGUCAAGGACGGGCAAGGCCAAGGACAAAGAAAAAGUAGAGAGGGAAAAGUUGAAGUCAGCGAAGAAGGAGCGGGGACCAACUGAGGAGUACAUGAAAAGAAAACGAGGAUCUUUAACCGAACGCAUCCCGAAAAGUUUACUGUCGACCAUUUCUCCGAGUUAAUGAUCGAGAGUACGUUUAAAUGCCGUGACUAACAUACGCCUGAAUGACUAAUUAUCUGUAUACGUAAUACAGAACAAUCACCUUAACAUGACUGCGAUUUGAACAAUAGAUCUUAAGGUUGUCAGUAUAAUGCUCUUCCGAUUGAGCUAUCGAUGUUUCUCGAGGCGACGCGACCAAAAGCUACAUUGCUUUAUACACGCACAAUGGCUUGCUAAGUACCAUGACCAUCAUCAUACACAGAGCAAGAUCUGAGACCUGCUUACUGACUUUACGGCAACAUGAUGGUUUAAGCCACCAACAGUGCGAGGGACCUACAUGGAGGGACAAAGAUUAAACCCCAAUGAAACAUUUUGCCUUAUAAUAUUGUAAGUAGCAAACCGUUCGCGUAUUGCGGCGAACUAUAAGGGCUGAAGAAGGAUAUCACAUUAUCCUUUUUCAUGAACUAGAUACUUGCACAUAAAAAUGAUUUUGACAUUACCCAAUUGCCGAUACGUAAAUCGGAUAGGGAAUAUAUCAAGUGGAUCGAUUACUGGAAGGAAACUUCGAAGUCGUUGUUUUUUACACUCUCGGUCCAGUACAUAUCUUCAGGAUCACUGUCUGCGAGAAGUAGAUUCGAUUAUAAUAGUUAGGCCUACAUAUAUACAUGUAGUAGGCCUACUCUCCGUUGAAACGUUGUCAAUGAAUUAUCAUGAGCCUAAGAAUAAGCCGUUUAGUUAAUAAUUGUUAAAUGGCUCAGGUGAGUUCUACUGGAUUAAACUAAACUUGGGAUCAUUUUCGCGUCAACUUAAAGGCUUUGUGAACGCUUUGUUCUUGCGCGGCUUUUAUGGCAGAGAGAUAUCCUCUGACGAAGAGGAAGGAAUUUUCAGCCUAACACGGAACGUCAUUUUUUAGCCAACCGGUUCUAGACGUAAUAUCAUGUCACAAUUAUACACAUGCAUAUAUGAUUUUUCACCACAUCAAACAAUUGUUAAGUUGAUGGAUUUUAUAGGCGUUUUAUUGUAAUG
This is a messenger RNA of Lineus longissimus, 1891 nucleotides long. RefSeq lists its product as uncharacterized. The record is from RefSeq and is a predicted model, not a curated record. Bases 345 to 887 code for a protein of 180 amino acids. The transcript is spliced from 5 exons. Lineage: Eukaryota; Metazoa; Nemertea; Pilidiophora; Heteronemertea; Lineidae.